Molecule: messenger RNA, 1270 nt
Organism: Otolemur garnettii (small-eared galago)
Lineage: Eukaryota; Metazoa; Chordata; Mammalia; Primates; Galagidae
Gene: SRM
Product: spermidine synthase
Exons: 8
Coding region: 128-1036 (302 amino acids)
Biological process (GO): spermidine biosynthetic process
Cellular component (GO): cytosol
Molecular function (GO): spermidine synthase activity
Source: RefSeq, a predicted model, not a curated record
CCCGCCUGCGGCCGGGAUUAGGUUGCGGCGCGGGCGGCGGGCGGAGCUGGUCCCGUUGUGCUGCGGCUCCGCGCGGCCUGCAGUCCCGGGCCCGCGUUCCGCGCCCAGCGCCGCCCGCCCGCCCGCCAUGGAGUCCGGCCCCGACGGCCCUGACCCCUCUGGCCCCGCCACCAUCCGCGAGGGCUGGUUCCGUGAGACGUGCAGCCUGUGGCCCGGCCAGGCCUUGUCGCUGCAGGUAGAGCAGCUUCUCCACCAUCAGCGCUCGCGGUACCAGGAUAUCCUCGUCUUCCGCAGUAAGACCUACGGCAACGUGCUGGUGCUGGAUGGCGUCAUCCAGUGCACGGAGAGGGACGAGUUUUCCUACCAGGAGAUGAUAGCCAACCUGCCUCUCUGCAGCCACCCCAGCCCCCGAAAGGUGCUGAUCAUCGGGGGUGGUGAUGGAGGUGUCCUUCGGGAAGUGGUGAAGCACCCCUCUGUGGAGUCGGUGGUCCAGUGUGAGAUUGAUGAGGAUGUCAUCCAAGUCUCUAAGAAGUUCCUGCCUGGCAUGGCCAUUGGCUACUCCAGUUCAAAGCUGACGCUCCAUGUAGGUGAUGGUUUUGAGUUCAUGAAACAGAAUCAGGAUGCCUUUGAUGUUAUCAUCACUGACUCCUCGGACCCCAUGGGCCCUGCUGAAAGCCUCUUUAAGGAGUCAUAUUACCAGCUCAUGAAGACAGCCCUCAAGGAGGAUGGCAUUCUCUGUUGCCAGGGUGAGUGCCAGUGGCUGCACCUGGACCUCAUCAAGGAGAUGCGCCAGUUCUGCAAGUCCCUCUUCCCAGUGGUGGCCUACGCGUACUGCACCAUCCCCACCUACCCCAGCGGCCAGAUUGGCUUCAUGCUGUGCAGCAAAAACCCAAACACCAACUUCCGGGAGCCAGUGCAACAGCUGACACAGAAGCAGGUGGAAAAGAUGCAACUGAAAUACUACAACUCAGAUGUGCACCGGGCAGCCUUUGUACUGCCCGAGUUUGCCCGAAAGGCCCUGAAUGAUGUGAGCUGAGCCUAGGACCACCCAGGACCUGGAACCAGGGAGCCUCCAGGGUGCCUGGGCCCUCCAGCCCCAGACCAGACCUGCCAGCUACCACCCACCAACCAAGUGUUACAGGCCCCAGGAUGCUGGGCGGACUGUGUGUCUCUCUGGGGCAUCCAGCCUCCAUGCCUAUACCAGCUGUGUACAGCACCUCUCUCUGCCUUUGUUCCCCUUCAUUCACCAAACACGUGUAUUUAUAACAAA